AAAGAAACCGGAAGUCAACUCGAGCGCCAUUGGAAAAAGCCGUCGUUGAAGCGAAGGAAGUUUCCGGCUUUACAGCAGAGAAGAGAAAUCGUUUUCUCCGUCAUAUCAAUUCAAGAUGGCUGAACAAGAACAGGUAGCCCCAGAAGUGCAGGGUGAGGAGGAAGAAGAGAACCCCAACUACAAACCACCUGCACCCAAAGCCCUAGAUGAAAUCGUCAGCGCAGAUGCUGAGGAUGAGAGCCUUAGAAAAUAUAAGGAAGCGCUGCUUGGUGGUGGACUGGCUGGGAAUGUCAUUGUAGAUCCGAACAACGAAAAGAAGGUCAUUGUCCAGAAGCUGUCUCUGCUUGCAGAAGGAAGGGACGAAAUCUUCAUUGACCUCACAAGACCUGAAGAUGAAAUCAAGAAAGAGUGUUUUACUCUGAAAGAAGGCUGCAAGUACCAGAUCAAGAUCUACUUCUACGUGCAGAGAGAAAUUGUGUCGGGUCUGCGAUAUGAGCACAAAGUCUACAGGAAAGGCAUCUCAGUGGACAAGAUGAAGCAGAUGAUGGGAAGCUAUGGGCCAAAGACUGAACUCCAGUCCUUCACUACGCAAACAGAGGACGCCCCUUCUGGUCUUCUCAUGAGAGGAGAUUACAAAAUCAAGUCAAGAUUUGUGGACGAUGACCAAAACGAAUAUGUGACAUGGGAGUGGCACCUCGCUGUCAAGAAAGACUGGUGAUCGCACCUCUUGUCCACUAGCUAGAGCAUUGCUUUCAUGUACAAAGGUUACUUGUUUUUUUGUUCUAAUUGUUGUCGUUUUGUGACGUUUUUUUUAUGUGUUUUCUUUUAAAACCGUCUUUGUAAUGAGCUUCCUCAGUCUUUGAAAGCCCCUACACAAUAGUACAAAGCCAUUCAGCAUUUUUAUCAUUUUGGGCCAAUAGAUUUACGUGUCUUCAUUUUUUCAUGAGAAAUGGUACAAAAGUGGUCUAGUCUCUGAGCCCCUCUCACCGUAUGAUUGAUAUACACCUACAGAUUUGUAACUUAGUUUUUAUAUUUUAUACAUGUUGUUUGGUUUUUUGGGGGGGUUUUUUAUAGUGGUGUAUUGAUGAAAUUAGAAACACAUUUGUGUUGGUUUUUGCUACUCAAUUUUGUUCCAGUUGACCUAAAUGUAGGCUGCAGCAUGAGUCAGUGUGAUUUGUGUGUUUGCUGAGGCCAGAAUUCUGUACAUCUUUUGUAACUGUUUGUGCAAAAAGUCUGUACCUGAUAAUACAUGUCAUGUCAUAAUAUACUUUGUGCCAAUUAGGUUGGAAACAUUGAAAUGUUCAGUUUUCCUGCACUCAAACGCUGUGCACAUGGGUUGUUUUUUUUAAAUUGGGGUUUGGUUUUUUUCCCCAUUUCAGUUUCAGCUUUCUUGAGAAAAGUUUUUUUUUAGUCAUGUAUUUUGCUGUCUUCAUGGUUUUCUAUGUGCAGUCUUGAUGACCAAUAUGUGCAUACAGCCAUCAAAAGAAUCCAGCUCGAGAUUAAUUCAGAGAUUUUCUUGUGAAGGCGCCUUUGUUGCUAUACUGUCAGUGUUUUCUUCAAAUAUAUAUAGAAUUUAUUUUCUUUUCAUAUGGGGAUUUACGAUGCAUAUUUUGCACACCAUCUCAACAUAUCCGACAUUGCUCUCAGUGUGUGAGUUCUGGGAGGCAUCUUGUUGUAGGUUUAGUUUUGUACAAAGUUUUGGUAUACGUGUCAUGUGUUUUGUAAAGAAAAAAAACUAAGGCAAACAGAUGGAGGGUUGUGUAAAGGUAUGUUGUCGGGAAAUGCACGUUUCAACUGCAAUGUGAGUGAGAUCACAGCGUUUGGCUGGUAGUGGUAGGAUUUGCGUGUGUGUUUGGUUUGGGGUUUGUUUUGUUAGGGGUUUUUUCCUACAGCAAACCAAGAAGAAUUGAGUUGAUAGCAGUACACAUGAAGUCAUGAAGUAUGUCGUGUAGGUCAGUCUACUGAGAAACCAGGGCUCUAGUUUUAAUUUAUCCCCUUCUUAUUGUGCACCAUUAUCUUGUCCUGACAACAAAAUGGUCCUGGAGAUGGCCGAGAGACUGCUCUGGCAUUUCAACUGCAAGACCUGAUGUUCCUUGUGAACUUCACAUUUCAUUGAUAUUAACAAUAGAACAAAGGUGCAUUCCAGUUUUUGUUUCGAAUGUUUGGUCUCCUUAAAUCCUCGUAGGGAAGAAUCAGACUGUCUUAAGUAUGCUAGAUUUUUAAAGUUAUUUCCGCUUUACAAACUUUGACAAAUGGCACAAAAAAACUGUGGCUGUUUUUUAUUAGAAAAAAAAAAAUCCUUCUGUAAAUUUACUAGCAAGAUUGUUCUGGUGUGUUGGAGCUAGCGCGUGUUGUGCUGUCCCAUUACGUCGAUCGUGUGCCGUGAAGGCACCGUGUUCGGUCCUUCUCUCAUGUUUCAGCUGUAGACCUUCUGACCACUGGCCCAUUCACCAUGUAGAGAAAGGGCUUCAGCAUGGUGGUCAUAUCUUCACUAUCAUUUUCCUCUGGUCAAUUCAAUAAUCUCCUGUACGUCACUUUUGUUCUCAUUUUCCACUGCUUUUAUCUGCUAUCAUGUUUUUACAGCUAUGUUACAGCUGCACAUAGCCUAUUUUUGUACGGACGUGCCUUUUUUCUACUCUGAUUUCUCAACAUAAUCUUUAAGGUAAGACUAGUUUAAAACUCAUCAGGUACAAAGCUGCUUUUUUUUUUUUUUUUUCCCCCCUUCCCCUUCCCCCUUCCUUCAUGAAAGAAACAUAAUAUUGAGCUUGGCUGUUUUGACAUAAUCAUUGACUAUAUAUAUCUAUACUAUAAUUAUAAUGCUGUCUUUUCUCACUGCUGUUUCUUGUACUGUCAACUGUGCUGUGCUGCUUCUCUCCCCUCAAGCCUGGCUUGACUUUUCCCUUCACAAAUUGUGCAGCAGUUUUUGCAUUCCCAGUCUCUGGGUCUGACCAUUAAACGAAACAAACAAAAAAAAAACCUUACCCAAUACGCAUUUUGUCUUUGCUUUUGCUUGUGAGCCCAUGUGGAUUGAAAACACAUCAUGUCCGUGUUAGUGUUGCCUUUUGAAAAUUGCUGCUUUUUGGUUCAGUUCUACUAUUGUGUGUUUUAAUUUGGGGUUUUUGGGGGGGAUUUUUAAAACAAUGUUGCUGUUCAACAUGUCGAGCUAGCUCAAACACUUUUCUGGCUGCAAAUAGAAAGUGUCGGACAGAGCAGGAUCUAUAGAGGCAGGUGUCCCCGCAUUUUGUAAGGCAGCCACCAUCUUACUGAACUAACUUCUAGUUCUAUUAUGCAAGAAUUUGCUGGCUUUGUCAGACAGGUUUCGCUUUCAUCAUCUUGUCUUCAUGUGCAUGGAGAAUACAUAUGAUAUAUAUAUACACACUUUUCAAAUGUUUCACAA
Messenger RNA from Aplysia californica (California sea hare), 3397 nucleotides. RefSeq names its product rho GDP-dissociation inhibitor 1. The transcript has 5 exons. The coding region runs from base 116 to 718 and encodes 200 amino acids. NCBI's taxonomy places the organism in Eukaryota, Metazoa, Mollusca, Gastropoda, Aplysiida, Aplysiidae. Gene Ontology annotation, molecular function: Rho GDP-dissociation inhibitor activity; protein binding. The record is from RefSeq and is a predicted model, not a curated record. Gene Ontology annotation, cellular component: cytoplasm; membrane; cytosol. Gene Ontology annotation, biological process: Rho protein signal transduction.